CACCGCUUGCCUCUUUGUUCAAACAGAUCUUGCUUCUCUCCCUCAGCGUUGCUGCUGGCGAGGAGGGGGACGGACGGAGGCAGCACCUUGCUGUGUGUGUGUGUGUGUGAAUGUGUGUGUGCAUCCAUUCCGAUCUAUCAAUGUGCGAGGAUGAACGGCGCAUAGUGCUGCUGCUCAGCGAGGAGAGGAUAGCGUUGGAGAGGGAGUGAAAAGUCCAAGACGUGGAGCGCUUGUGCACACACUCACCCCGGUCGCUUCUGUCUCUGCAAAGUGCUGUUUCACCCUUGUUUCGUCGUUUUGCCGUCUCUGCACCCUGUGGGGGCUUUGGAGAGCACCUGCACUGAGGCGCAAAGCUCACAUUCCUGAGGAUUGCACCACUGAAACACGUCUGGUUUUUGUCAGGAAAAAAAAGGCCCAGGAUGGCGCUCACUCUGUCUGCAGCUGGGCGACAGAUCCUCUUUGCUCUGAUGCUGCUGCUCUAUUUAGGCUCGGGCGCAGCCUCUUCCGUAGUGAACAUGCGUAGGAUCACCCAUCCCACAGUACAACAAACGCUGGCAGGCAAAGCCGUCCUCCCCUGUGUCUUCACCCUCCAGACCAGCUCCUCCAGCCAGCCUCCCCACCUCCUGUGGACCCGCAUCAGGGUACCAGCAAAAGGAGAGGGCGCUCCUCUGGAGCAGAUUGUGCUUUCUGCUAAAGGUGAUGUAAUCAAGGUGAAUAAGGCUUUCAGUGGCCGCGUCAUGCUGCCAGGAUACACUGCCAAUCCUCUGAAUGCUACCAUGGAGAUCUCCAGUCUGCGUACCAACGACUCAGCCACUUACCACUGUCAGGUUGUCAUGGGCAAAGACUAUGAGAGAGACGCUGUGCCCCUGGUGGUCUCCGGUGUGGUGUUUCACUAUCAGGCUCUCAGCACCCGAUACGCCCUCACAUUUGCUGAUGCCCAGCGGGCCUGCCAGGAGAACUCGGCUCAGAUGGCCACGCCAGCCCAGCUGUGGGCAGCGUACUAUGACGGCUUUGCCAGCUGUGCAGCUGGCUGGUUGGACGAUCAGACUGUUCGCUAUUCCGUCCAGUUGCCAGAGCUUGGCUGCUAUGGACACAAGGAGUACUCAGCUGGAGUGAGGAAUUAUGGGAAGAGGGACCCGAAAGAGCUGUUUGAUGUGUACUGUUUUGCAAAAGAACUGGAUGGUGAAGUGUUUCACUCCUCGGUCCCAGGCAGGCUGUCUCUGUCCUCAGCCUCAGACCGCUGCGUGUCCCUCGGGGGCCAGCUGGCCACAGUGGGGCAGCUUUAUCUGGCCUGGAAGUCUGGCCUGGACAGCUGCGCCCCGGGCUGGUUGUCUGAUGGCAGCGUCCGCUACCCGGUGACCUGGCCUCGCCCGGACUGUGGAGGGAACCGGUCAGGAGUCCAUACCGUCCCACCGAACAGCACUACUGACAACACCACAGCCCUAUAUGAUGCUUACUGCUACAGAGGUAAAGUGAAGAAUUCGGGCUCUAUCUCUCAGAUCUACACCUCCCUGUGGAAGCCCUGGAGCUACCUCACAGGCUCAAGUGAUGCAGACUCCGCAGGGACCGGCAGUCCUGACGUGACUACACAGCAAAGCACCACUACCAGAGGGCCCUCGGAUGAAAGAGAUGCUUCUCCUUCAAACUGGACAGGACUGGUUGACCUUGAAGAGGAGGACCUUCACAGCACUGAUCCAUCCUCAGACCCCUGGUCUUCAGAGUCUUCAGGGUCAUUUGUGACCCUUCACAUAAUGCCAGGACAGAGCCUCUUAGACUGGGGAGAGCCGCUGGAGCCUGGCCCCGACUCAGAUGAGUUUCUCCGCCCGCCUGUCCACCCUACUCCUGCUGAAAAGAAGGUGAUCUCAAAGAUCGUCAAAUCCAUUUGGAAGCCUUGGAACUACCUGGCAGGGACUGAAGAUGAGGAGGGAACCCAAGCACCAAGUGCACAGGCAGGGGGAAAGGAGAAGACUACGAAAAAGACAGAUGAAAGGUCAGAUCCAUCCAGUGUAGCAACACCAGGUCUGUUUUCUUGGGGAAGUUCAUGGUUCGACAGUCCCUCGAGGGAAAACUCGAGUGAAGAAUCACCCACUCGUCUCGCUUCUACUUUGGCCGCCUCCAGUAGCGCUAUGACUACAGAGAGCACCAAGCGCUUGGUGGAGACUUCAGAGAUGCACACAUCCACCGCUUCCAGCUCUGCACCUGGAAACACCUCAUCCAGUGGGGAGACCUGGGUCCGUGUUGAAUCAGAGACCACAACCCAGUCGGGUGAUAAGAGGGAGGAGACAGUGACCUCCAGAGGCAGCGGUAGAGGAGGCAGAGGAAGGGGGAAGAAGAACAGAGGGGAGGACAGGAGCAGAGGAGAGGAAAAGAGUAGAGGAGAGGAGAAGGGGAAAGGAGAAGAUGAGGGGAGCGGAGAAAUCACUGGUGUGGAAGCAAAAGGGGAGAUACAAGUUUCACGUCGACCAGUUGGGACAAGCAAACCAAGAGAACGAUCCAGAGAAAGAUCUAGAGAGAGGGGUCACAGGAGGGGACAGUCCACCACGACCACGACUACCACUGCCACUUCUAGUCCUCUGGAACUCACAGUGAUGACCACAACUGCGUCAGAAAGCACUGACUUAUCCACAUCUGAAUCCCCAUCCACCUCACCAGUAGAAACCCCAUCGCCAUCAAGCUCACCGGAGUCCCUCCCCUCAUCUCCAGCACCAUCGCCAUCUGCUACUGCGUCCCCAUUGCCUUCCUCUUCUCAACCAACCCCAUCUCAGUCCGUGUUUAAACCCGACUCUCCCUCCUCAUCCUCCUCCUCCCCAUCGUCAACCACUUCCUCCCCUCCAUCCAAUUCCCAAACCCCAUCCCUGUCAACCUCGCCAUCAUCACCCCAUUCCCCAUUUCAGAGUGCUGGAUCAGGAGACCCAGCUCCAUCUUCUCACUCAGACAACCGGGGCAGCUCCACUAACCCCCUAACAUCGCCUCACUGGGUCCCAGUGGAGAAGGCAGUUGUGAACAGCUCUCUGGAUUAUCCUCCAUUACAGUCAGGACCCUCAGAGCUGGAGGAGCCUGCUUGGUCUCAUGCUGUGGGGUCAGGAGCUCUGUUACCUGGCAACAUUGAAGAGGAGAGCAACAGAGGGGGAGUCAACAUCAGUACCAUGACAGACGAGGUGGAGCCCUGCGUGACAAACCCGUGUCUGCACGGAGGAAAGUGCCUUCCGCAGGGAACGGGCUACAGCUGCUACUGCCCACAAGGAUACACUGGGGAGAACUGUGAGAUUGAUGUUGAUGACUGCCAGUCCGAGCCAUGUGAAAAUGGAGGCACUUGCAUUGACAAGAUUGAUUCAUUCCUCUGCCUUUGCCUGCCCAGUUAUGGAGGAGACACAUGUGAGAAAGACGUAGAAGGUUGCGAGCACGGUUGGCGAAAGUUCCACGGCCACUGCUACAGGUACUUCACCCACAGACACACCUGGGAGGACGCAGAGAAAGACUGCAGAGAGCACAGUGCCCACCUCAGUAGCAUCAUCUCGGCUACUGAGCAGGAGUUUAUCAAUGGUCUUGGUCAUGACAACGCCUGGAUUGGUCUGAAUGACCGCACAGUGGAGGAGGACUUUCAGUGGACUGACAGCAAUGAUCUGGUAUAUGAGAACUGGAGGGAGAGCCAGCCGGAUAACUUCUUUGCGGGUGGGGAGGACUGUGUGGUGACCAUUGCCCAUGAGGACGGCAAGUGGAACGACGUGCCCUGCAACUACAACCUGCCCUACAUCUGCAAGAAAGGCACAGUGUUGUGUGGGACCCCGCCCGCAGUGGAGAACGCCCAUUUGAUAGGUCGGCGGAGAUCUCACUAUGACAUCCAUGCAGUGGUACGCUACCAGUGCUCUGAGGGCUUCUUUCAGCGCCACAUCCCCACUGCUCGCUGCCGGGCUGACGGGAGCUGGGAGAGACCCAGGAUCAUCUGCACAAAGUCCCGGCGAUCACACCGGUACCGACGCCACCACCACAAUCAGCACAACGAACGCCGUGGCCACAGGAGACACGGAGGAGAGGGACACAAGGCCAGAGAGGAUGCACACAGCUACUACUGAACCAAAUAAUAUAACAUCUGCAAUGCCUAGGUGCUAACCAUGGCCCAUAAAUAAAGACAGUAGUUCACAUCACCCUCAUUUCCUUUCCUGCUUCUACAGUUUAUCUCCAUAACCUCUAUAUCCCCGAGUUUGGGUGUUUUGAUGCUUCUUUUUGUUUUCCUGCUUCCUUUAACCGAGGUCCAUGCGAACACUAACUAUAACACUAACUCUUAUUAACGCCCUCCCUCCAUAACAUCUCAGUACAGUAAAUCCUCCUCCUGUAUAUGAACUAAAACCCUCUCUCGGUCUGUCAGACUGACAGUAGUGUGUGAGCGUGUGUGAGAGUAUGCAUGUAAGAGAGAAACUUAGAAAAGUGCGGAGUCACUUUUUUUUGCAAAGGUCUGCUUGUUCUACAUGAAAAAUGACUCUCAUCCUAGUAUUCUGUUUACAAAGCACAGAUGUAAUUGAUGCCAGAUAGCAUUCAGUCCCUGGUGACCCUGAGCUUUUUGUAUGUGUACCGUAGCUGUUACUUUUUCCAUAGAGCACCUGAAUAGCUGGUCUGUUUUAUUCUACUGACAUGCUUUUUUCUAAUAUUUGCUAUGUUUUUGUGUUAUGUUACUAUUUAUUAUGAAUUGUUUGCUAGUGAAGAUGCUUUCUUUUUUUACUUAUACUGCAGAGAGCCGAUGUAACAUCAUUUUUCUAUACCAGUAUAUAAGUCCAACAACAAACAAUAAACUUAAUUAAUCAUUUGAUUGCCACUAAUCUCUGUAUUGUAAAUAUUGUGGUGUUUGUUAUUGGCUGAUCCCUGAUCAAUAGCUGGACCUUGUCUAAUCAAAUAGAUCCCCCCUCCCAACCUCAUAAGCACUCUCAGCUAAUGAAUAUGUCCCGUUGGCAUAGAUAGUGUGGAUGGGAUUAUACAAUACUUUCUGAGAUAACCACUUGAUUGUAUCUGAAUUGCUAAAUCUUUCAAUCUUUGCACGGCUAUAUAUUUACAUCAUGGGUAGAAUGUCACUAUUUUUUGUCUUUGGUCCCUUUGAUAUUUGAUCGGUCAUCCACUUUUUUGGUGUUCUUAUGACUUUUUGUCCUGCUGUUGUAUUCCAUUCUUAAUAAAGUGAAAAAAUGAA
Epinephelus lanceolatus (giant grouper) is the source of this 5176-nucleotide messenger RNA. Its product is annotated as neurocan core protein-like. Lineage: Eukaryota; Metazoa; Chordata; Actinopteri; Perciformes; Serranidae. Gene Ontology annotation, biological process: glial cell differentiation; cell adhesion; skeletal system development. The record is from RefSeq and is a predicted model, not a curated record. Gene Ontology annotation, cellular component: perineuronal net; synapse. Gene Ontology annotation, molecular function: calcium ion binding; hyaluronic acid binding.